GUACCAAACAGCUGAUCCAUUCUGGCGUUAGAGAACCCGCAGCAACGACCACAUGUUUGUGCCGCAAAGUGUCGCAUAAUUAUUGUAAUUCCCGGGCAAGUAAUGACUGUGAUUCCCCAAAAAUAAUUCCAAUAAAUUGUGAAAACUGGAGUGACUGUAUUUCGAGUAAAGUGGAAUGCGUUAGAGCCCUCGUAUCCCGGGAUAAUCGGAAUAAUAUCGCAUAACGUAGACGACAUUGCGCCCCUUUUUUCAAUUUUUCGUUUUCCUUUUUUUGAAAUAAAAUGGCUGACCGUGAUAGCGCAUCGGAGAGUGAUUCGAGCUCGAUUGAUGGUGGCCCAAUAAUGAUGCCACCCUCGCCGGUAACACGUGAACAAUUGCAGAAGAGGAUUGAGUCACUUCAGCAGCACAAUCGUGUCCUCAAGGUUGAGUUGGAGACGUACAAGCUCAGGGUUAAGGCACUCCAGGAGGAAAAUCGUUCGCUACGACAAGCCUCUGUCAUCAUCCAAGCGAAGGCAGAGCAGGAAGAGGAGUUCAUCAGCAACACUCUCUUGAAGAAAAUCCAAGCCCUGAAGAAGGAGAAGGAGACCCUGGCCCACCACUACGAGCAGGAGGAGGAAUGUUUGACGAACGAUUUAUCCCGAAAGUUGAAUCAACUUCGCCAGGAGAAGUGCAAGCUCGAGCAGACGCUGGAGCAGGAGCAGGAGUGCCUGGUGAACAAGUUGAUGAGGAAAAUCGAGAAACUGGAGGCUGAGACCCUCGCCAAGCAGAGCAAUUUGGAGCAGCUGCGGAGGGAAAAGGUUGAGCUGGAGAACACACUCGAGCAGGAGCAGGAGGCACUUGUCAAUAAAUUGUGGAAGAGGAUGGAUAAGCUGGAGGCAGAGAAACGCAUGUUACAGAUUAAGCUGGAUCAGCCGGUAUCUGAUCCAACAUCACCCAGGGAUCUCAAUAAUGGUGAUACAGCAACUAAUCUCAGCACUCACAUACAAACACUGAGGAGUGAAGUGGCUCGAUUGCGACAUACACUUCUAAUCUCACAACAAGAACAUACCGAAAAAAUGCAACGGUACGUCAAUGAGGAGAAACAUAUUCGUGAGGAGAAUUUGAGACUCCAGAGGAAAUUGCAGCUGGAGGUUGAACGCCGUGAGGCACUUUGCAGACAUCUGUCAGAGUCUGAGUCCAGUUUGGAGAUGGAGGAGGAACGUCACUACAACGAAAUCGUAAUGUCUGGUAGCAAUAUUAGAAAUCGCACAGUAUCGAGUCCAGUGCCAUACAAUCCAUCUCCAAGCUCAUCAAGACCUCUCAGUCCAGGUGUCAAUGUCGUUGGUUCGACAUCUCGUGAUAGCUUCACGUCCAAUCGAUGCUUUGCCUGUGGUCAGACUAUGAUGAUACCAUUUUCUAGUUCUCCACCACCAGCAGGCGCUCACAUAGGACCAGCCCCAGGUAGACGCACUUCGGACAGAUUUGUAAAGCCAGCAAUUCCCCCAACUAUUGUGAGCCCUGGGGUACCACCUCUAGCACCACCAACAGUCAAUACAUCUGCUGGCUCUCCCAUGGACAUCGCCAAAACAUAAGUUUCCCCUCAUUACCCUAUUCCCAUUGACAUAUAAUCGGUAAAAGGUAUCCCUCUAUUAUUUUUCGUUUAUUCAUAUUCGUAUUCACUUCUGAGGAAAAAAUACGUUUUCUUCUCUCGUUUUUUUUUUUUUUUUGGAAGACGAAAGGGGGACGUUAUGAUAUUUUAUUCGUAUCGAUCAGAAGAAUUAUUCACUGGAGUCCUGACGCAGUCUCUGCUCUCACGCGAUUAUCUCCCACGGCAGUUAUUUUAGAGGUAAAUGUCAUAAGAUAUUUUUUGUUGCUCGGGAAAUUUCGAAUGAAAAAGUUAUUUACCAUUUUACUCGGAGAUCACCGGUUCUCGAGGUAAUUCGGCUACUCGGAGGUGACUUGAGAAAUUUAGGAGCGAAGGGAAAGGGUGAUGGGUUUAUCUCGCUCAUCGCCAAGAGAACAAGUUGACUUAUUACACUUUAUCUUUUGCUCUUGAAAUUAUUGAUUGCAUGAAUUAAUUUGAAUAGCUUCACAGCUGGGGAGUUAAUCGCAGUAUUGAAUGCCCACUAAACUCCUCAGUUCCUAGACUCCCCACAUUUUUCCUCGCUCGAAGUUUAAGUGAUAAUCGUGUUUUUUUUUUCAAUUAAAACUUAAAACGAAAAAUGAAAAAAAAAAAAAAUAAUUCUCACGAGUAAUCCAGUAUCAUAAUGUCAAAAUAAUUGAAUGUUUGUGUGUGUCGCUUGUACGCUUCCACAGACCUUAUAAUCUCGAUGUAGGAAAAUUAAAAAUCACUAGGAGCUCAUAUUUUCAACGAAAGCAAAAGUCAUUAAAAAAUCUCAUUACCACUAUCCAAGCAAAUAAAGUAAAAAAUAAUAAUAAUAAUAAAUCAGCACGAAAGUAAUGAAAAGUCCUAACAUUUCAAAACAAUAAACAAUUAUCCCCGAGAGUAAUAGAAAUAACAGAAUAAAAGAUUAAUGGUGAUAAAGUUUGAAUGUUAAGUCUUGUAUACCUAUAUUUUUCUCGUUUAUAUGAAAUCGCCUAAUUGAUAAAAAAAAAUGUACUACUAUGGAUUAAUAACUGUGUUGAAAGUGGGUAUGUUACUGGAUCAAUUUAAUAUUUAUGACUAAAUAUUAAAUUAUUAAAAAUACGAGUCAUGGGACGUUUAUCCACAUCUAGAAAUCAAAUAUAAGGUCAUGAGGAUGGGUUAUACGAAAUUAUAAAAGUGUUAGUGAGUGUAAACUGAUUUGAAAGCCUCAGAAUCACAUUUUGCUGGUGUUUUCGUGAUUAUCGUUGUCUCGAGAGAAUGAAAAUUCAAAAUAUUAUCGAUUUUACCUCAGUUUUGUUCGCAAGUCAGACUCUGAGACAAAAUCCUAGCUGCACGCGGAGGUUGAGGAGAAAAUGUCACUAAACAUUUUAUCUGGGAAAUUAAAUUCUCCACAAAGAAGGUGUAAUCUUUUACGUAGAUCCACCGGCUUGUGAAGUAUUCGCGUUUUUCUCUCCGAUUUGCUUCUACAAUUUUUUUUUCGAUGAUUUUAGGUUUUUAAUUAUUUUUUAUUUCAUAAUAACUGGUAGCUUAUGGGUAAAUGAGUAUAUAUGGUGAGAAUACGAUGAGGAUUAUUGAUACUCUCGAAUUGCAUCGUAAACUGCCACAGAAAACUCGAAGACAAAUUAGUUUUUUUUUUCGAUUCGAUGAGCAUUUUUUAUUUUUCGUCGCGAGUUGCCAUUAGAGGCACCUGUGACAAUUGCAGAUUUAACUGUCGAAGUGGUAGAGCAUUACGAAUUUGCCUAAAAAAAACAGAAAGUCCAAUAAUUCAUGUCUCGAUAAGACUGUAAUUAUCUCGACCCCGAAUAGUUGAGGAAAAAAUAAAGAAAUUUCCCUAGAAAAAUGAUCUUGAAAUCAAUAAAAAAUUUAUAAUUUCGUGAGCAAACAGUAGAUGUUGUGAUCUCGGUGCUUAAAAAAUACAGUGAAUACUGUAAAAUCCAAGAAUAUUAUUGAAAUAGUGAAAUUUUACUCGUUUGCAGCACAAAUCGAGCUUUUAAAAUCUCGAAAGAAGCAUUUCUCAUCGUAAAAAUAUUUAAAUUAUAGUUUCAACAUUUCCUAAUGCAUUCUCGUGAGAAACAAUAAUCUGUUACUGAUUUUAUCAUUUUUAUUCGUGUAUUAUAAUUAUUCUUUAUGUACCAUCACUCGUUUUGCUAUUACCUUUGGUUUUAAUGAGAAACAAUAAAUAUCUGAAAAUUGA
This is a messenger RNA of Fopius arisanus, 3779 nucleotides long. RefSeq names its product coiled-coil domain-containing protein 6. Bases 282 to 1571 code for a protein of 429 amino acids. NCBI's taxonomy places the organism in Eukaryota, Metazoa, Arthropoda, Insecta, Hymenoptera, Braconidae. The record is from RefSeq and is a predicted model, not a curated record. The transcript has 5 exons.